Molecule: messenger RNA, 351 nt
Organism: Hypoxylon fragiforme
Lineage: Eukaryota; Fungi; Ascomycota; Sordariomycetes; Xylariales; Hypoxylaceae
Exons: 3
Coding region: 1-351 (116 amino acids)
Source: RefSeq, a predicted model, not a curated record
AUGGCUGCCACAGCCUCAGGUCACACCAUUUUCUGCCAGCUGAAGACUCCCGAGCAAACAUACCUCGUAUCCCACGCGAUACGAGCGCCUACGUACGAUGGGCCACAGGCCAACGUCAACGACAACAACCUAGUCUGCAACAGCGCCCCGGAUCCGACCACGCCAUCAAGCAAGGUCGUUGACGUGAAGGCCGGCGAUACCGUCGAAUGGGGCACCGACACCGUUGGCAAUCAGGCGAUCCGGGCCCCGGAGUGCGUUCGAGGACGGGGCGGUACCUUUUGCGCGCGGCGGGGGGUGGGUGUCGUUCUCGUUCUCGUUCUCGUUCUCGUUCUCGUUCACACGUACAGAUAA